ACGGCAACAGAAGCAGACAAGAAAAUACGAUCUUUAUUUAUUAAAAUUUUAAAAUCAGUUUCUCGUACAGAAGGAUAUGCAACGUCAAUAUCUUUGAUUAAAAAUCUUGAAGAUAAUGGAAAAUGUAUCGGAGAAAGAUAUUAUUACCAAGAAAACGCCAGCAAAAACAGACUACAAAAUACAAUAUUUCUUUUCAAAAAUUUUUAAAUUAGCUUCUUGCAUAAAAAAAAAUGCACCAACAUCUUCAGUUAAACAAACAUCGAAGUUAAUUGAAAAAGUAACCAAAGAUGAUUGCGCACUCAAGGAAAUACCAACAGAAAUAGAAAUGGAUAAAGAAGAAAAUAAGAAAAGUAUUGAAAUCGAAACAAACAAUAUCAAGAAACUUAUUAGAGAGCAUGCUAAUUUGAGUCCUGUACUUCGGAAAGCAGUACAUGAUGUUGUAAUUAAAAACAAAUCUGUGAUAAACGUAGCAACAGAUCAUAAACUUGAUAUAGAAUUAUUACAAUUAAAAAUAGAUAUUUUAAAAAACAAAGAAAAGUAUCUUCGAAGAAAAAUAAAAUAUGAGGCAGCAGUAAAAUUUGUAUAUAAAAAAAAAAAUAAAGAGAUCGCUAUGAAACGCUAUGGAGUUAGCAAAAAAAUUUUAGACAUAGAAAUAGCCCGUCGUAAACAUUUCGGAAAAGAAUACCAAUUUGACAGAAGAGUAAAAACUAGGAAUCAAAUAGUUUUCACAUUCCAGGAAGAGCAAUUGCUUUUGCAGGUUUUAAAGAUGUGGGCAAACGAUAAAUUUCGAAAUAAAUCUUACGCUUGCGUAAUUUGUGCAUUGGAACGACUGUCAAGAUAUGCUUACAAACUCGCCAAAGAAUACAAAAUACAAUAUCCAGAAAAUUGGGAUGAAUAUAAAAGAGCGGAUAUAUCCUGGCUGAAAGAAUUUGAAAUGAGGCACAGUAAUGAAAUUGUUAUUCUUUUGCAUCGUUCUAUUCAUAAAAAAGAUUCAAGAAAAAAUAUAACUGACAAACAACAACUUCUGUCGCUAUUUGAUGAAGACAUUAAGUUCUAAAAUAAUUAUAAUAUUUUAUAGCUAACGCAUUUUCAAAUUGCAUUGUGAUGAAGUGUUAAAGUAAUAAUUUCAGAAAAUAACAUUUUUUAUUUUUUAAAGAUUUACUUUUAUAAUUUUAAAACAAUAUAUGAAUAAGAAGAUGAUUUAAAAAAAAUGGAUUUUUUAUGGAGUUUUGCAGAAUAUUCUUAUUUGCACUACUAAUUUACAUGCACUAUAAUUGUUGACAACAAAUGAGGUGGAAUGCAACAUUUUCCAUUACAUUUUAAACAUAAUUAUUUUUAAAAAUAUUGCGUGCAUUUUCUUAUGUAUUAAUGUUUAUAAAUAUUUACAAACUUUUUUAUUAUACUUAAAGAUAAAUAUUAUUAGAUAUUAUAAAAAAGAAAAAAUAUAGUCUAUAAAAAAUUAUGUAAUAAAAACAGACUAAUGAGGGAAAGAGAGAAAGAGAAGCAAAAAGAAAAAACAAAUUAUUUUAAUUGGCGAAAGAAUUCUUGGCUUAUAUUAACAUUUUCUAUAUGCGCUUCUUAUAUGUUUCUAUUAUCAGAAAACUUCCUGUUUUCUUUCUUUCUUUUUUCUUAUUUUACUUCAUAUAUUUUAUAAUAUUUAAAUAAUCAGUUUUAUAUGUUUUAUAUAUUGGACAGUAUAUGUGAAUAGAUCGUUUGUAUUUUUGCAAACAGAGAUCUAAUAAAUCGCGAUCCAUCAAUUAUAAUUUUGAUGUUUUUGAAUGCAUAAACCGAUUAAAUUAUGUUAACGAUCGCUUUCUAUGGCCUGAGAAAAAGAAAGCAUUAACACGAUUAUUAAAAAUUAAAUUAUGACUACGAAUUUAAUUUCAUAAAUUUAAUUGUCAAUUAAAGUAAUCAUAGUAGUUUUUAUACCUAGAAAUAAAGUCAACAAUUUAAUAUUUCUAUACACACACACACACACACACACACGCGCGCGCGCGCGCGCACACACACACACACACACACGCACGCACGCACGCACACACACACUCAUUUAUGUAAGCUGCACACAUGAUUUUUCAAAAAAUAUAAGAUAUUCCAAAUUGCAUACACAUAAUUAAUGGCAAAUUUUGGUCUCAUUUCAUUCAUAGAUAAAACUUUUAAUAUCAAAAUAUUAAAACUGUUAAUAUCAAAAUGAUGUUAUUAGAUAUAAUUUUUGAAUAUCUUAACAUAAUAUAUCGCAUAACAAAUAAAAAACUAUUGCUGUUUUUAAAUAAUAAUCUCUAUUUUUGAUAUUGAUUAAUGUUUGUAUAUAUGUUCUUAUAUAUGUUAAAAUUGCUUGUUUUAAUGCGCGGUUAACGAAUCAUAGAGAUCAUUGUAAUAUUACAAAAAGUAUUGACAAUUAUAACAUUUACAAUU
Molecule: messenger RNA, 2415 nt
Organism: Cataglyphis hispanica
Lineage: Eukaryota; Metazoa; Arthropoda; Insecta; Hymenoptera; Formicidae
Exons: 2
Coding region: 116-1057 (313 amino acids)
Source: RefSeq, a predicted model, not a curated record